This is a messenger RNA of Struthio camelus australis, 5759 nucleotides long. NCBI's taxonomy places the organism in Eukaryota, Metazoa, Chordata, Aves, Struthioniformes, Struthionidae. The record is from RefSeq and is a predicted model, not a curated record.
UUGUUCCUACGUUGUUUGGAAUAACUGAAAACCCUUCUUUAAUCAUUGGGAAAACAAAAGAAACUGAAUCUAAGAUAAAGCUGCGUGAGCUUGGGGAGAUAAGUCUGCAAAGUGUUUGUCUGAAAUUUGUAAAACACUGAUCUGUUGCAAGAUGAUGGCACCUUGCUUGUUCACAGAUAUUAAAUACCUUUAAACAAAGCUUUAAAAAAAAUUACCUAGGGAAGUCUCAGCUGCUGUAACUUCUUCAUGUUGGUAUACCGGUUGAGAGAGAGAGAAUACCCAGAGCGUGUUGUCUUUGUGUUACGACUUUGCUUCUGAGUGAGUUUGGGAGACAGACCUUGAAGGGUGCGUUAUACUUUGAUGAAAGUGUGUGUUGUUGCUGAGAAGGACCACCAUCAUGUUCUUGGUAUUGUGCUUUUUUUCCCUCCUCUUCCCCCCUCUGUCCCUAUCCUAAAAGCCCCCUAAAUAUUCAUGUUCUUCCCUUUUCAUUGUGCUGUUUUGAGAUCUUGUGGUCAUCUAACCACAAAAGGAAAUGCUUUCCGUUGGAUCAGCAAGAUGAUUCAACCCAAACUGUGCAGUCAUACAAUCCCCAAAUCUGGUGUGAAGGGGAGAGCAGGAAGGUGCAGACAAGGGGAGAGAAGCGCUGUCCUGUUGCUGGGAGCUUUUGGGUAGAGUGGUUUAAAUAUAUUAUGAAGUAUCACCCCUAGUUUCAGAGGCUUGGAGAGGGGAAGAAGAGCCUAUCUUCAUCCUGGGCCUUCCCACCCAUCUGCGGUGUUGUGUAGUUCCAGAGACGUCCUGUGGCCGCAUGAGGAACAGCCCAGAUCAUGUCCCUUGUUCAGGCCUGUGAGAUCCAUCAGGCUUUAAUUAUAUUGCCCUCAGGUGUGGCUGUGCUAGGAAACCAGAGAUAUGGUGAAUUCAGAAACUAAGUGCCAUAUGGUUUGCGUACUAAAGAGCUUGGAUAACUUACUGUUGUGAAGAAAUCCUGUGCUCCGUUUCCCCCAGCAGCCUCAGGAACAGCUGUGAACUAAACUGGAAAGAGCAAAUCAUAUGGAGAGAAGAUGAACUUUUUUCCAUAAGCCUGUGGCUGUGCUAGGCACUUUACAAACGUUAAAAGGGCAACUGCCUUCUCCAGAGCACUUUUAAUCUCACUUAGAUUUAGCAGUCUCUUGCAUACCUCUAGGAAUCAUAGGCCUAUUGUGUGAGUAGGUGCUAUAAAAGCAGCAGGAAGUAGCUGUUGUCCUGAAGGACUUGUAGUAAUAAAGAAGAGAAUCCAAGGGGAAUACAUUUGGAUAUAGCAUACACACAGUGACAGAAUGAAUGUUGCCCGCUUAUUGCAGGAAUCUUUCAUGCCUUGAAAAGAAAGGAGUGACAAAAGGAAGAUACAGUGUUAUGGUGGGAGGUGAACAGGAAUUAUGUAGUCAUUUAGAUCUUAAAAGUGCAGAGGCACGAGGAGCAGAAUUCAGAUUCUUGAAAGGUGUUUGUUCUGCCUGUGUUAAUUCUGUCGCUGUUAUUGAUAGACGGAUGUUGGCUUGGUUUUAAUUGUGGUGUAGCUCACAAUUUGUACUCCCUUAUAACUUCGCCUUACUGAUAAAAGGAACUAAAGUAAGGAACUAAUAUUUUCUAAAGAUGGGAGGCUCAAAAUAUUGACAGCUCCUUCUUGCCCUGUCUCUUAUCAAUUCUACUGGAGAAACUCUAGAUGAUACUGCCUCCAAAUCAGUGUGUGCUUACCUACAAGAUGAAAGAAGUGGUGAAGAGCAUGCUGGAACAAGAGGGAUGUAAAUAGAGAAUGGAAGAGGAGCAGUUAUGGGUCAUCAUAAGGAAGCAAAUGGUCAGAAUUUCUUAGUUGUUGGCUGCCUGUCGAUUGUUCGGCCACCCCUCCCAGCCCAUGUGGCUCUCCCCAUGCUCCAAGAGUGCACCUGGUGCCCAACGCAAUGUGUGUUUGUCAAACCAUGGAAGUGGGCAAGUAUGGCAAGAAUGCCACUCAAUCUGGAGACCGAGGGGUCCUGCUGGAGCCUUUCAUUCACCAAGUUGGCGGCCACAGCAGCAUGAUGCGCUAUGAUGACCAUACUGUCUGCAAGCCCCUCAUUACCAGAGAACAGCGCUUCUAUGAAUCUCUACCCCCAGAAAUGAAGGAGUUCACACCUGAGUACAAAGGUGUGGUGUCUGUCUGUUUUGAGGGAGACAGCGAUGGCUACAUUAACCUGGUGGCAUAUCCUUAUGUGGAGAAUGAGGCUUUGGAACAGGAUGACAUGCCAGAGAGGGACCAGCCACGACGCAAGCACUCGCGUCGGAGCCUUCAUAGAUCAAGCAGUGGCACUGAGCACAGAGAGGAAAAACCUGGCCUGGCCAGUGAUGGCACUGAAAGCAGCAUCCAGGAAAUGAAGAGUCCCAGAGUGGACUUGCACAUCCAUUCAGAUGUUCCAUUUCAGAUGUUGGAUGGGAACAGCGGUCUGAGCUCUGAAAAGAUCAGCUAUAACCCCUGGAGCCUGCGGUGUCAUAAGCAGCAGCUGAGCCGCAUGCGAUCUGAGUCCAAGGACCGAAAACUCUAUAAGUUUCUUUUGCUGGAGAAUGUGGUGCAUCAUUUCAAGUUUCCCUGUGUACUUGAUCUGAAGAUGGGGACCAGACAGCAUGGAGAUGAUGCCUCUGAGGAAAAGGCUGCUCGGCAGAUGAAGAAGUGUGAGCAGAGCACUUCCGCCACCUUGGGUGUGCGUGUGUGUGGGAUGCAGGUCUAUCAGCUGGACACAGGGCACUACUUAUGCAGGAAUAAAUACUAUGGACGCGGUCUUUCCAUCGAGGGCUUCCGCAAUGCCCUCUACCAGUAUCUCCACAAUGGCCUGGAGCUGCGCAAGGACCUCUUUGAGCCUGUCCUCACCAAACUCCGAAGUCUGAAGGCAGUUUUGGAGAGACAGGCCUCCUACCGCUUCUACUCCAGCUCCCUUCUCAUCAUUUACGAUGGGAAGGACAGCAGGGCAGGGAUGCGCCUGAAGCAGGUAGACAGUUCUCUCCCUGAGAGCCUUCAGGAUGGCAGUGGCACAGAGCCCAGCUCCUCCGCCCAGCCCAAGGUGGAUGUGCGUAUGAUUGACUUUGCACAUAGCACGUUCAAAGGCUUUCGUGAUGACCCCACUGUGCAUGACGGACCUGAUGUGGGUUAUGUAUUUGGGCUGGAAAGCCUCAUCAACAUCAUGGAACAGAUGCGCGAGGAAAACCAGUGACCCUGGGCUACGGCCUCUCAUUCUUGUCCUGGUGGCAGGAGCAAAUAAGACCACCUACUACCACAGGAAAAAGCAGACUACUUUGGUUUUAAACAAUUGUAUUGCUCCAUUGUUUUUAAAUGUACUUGGAUAGAGCUAAGGGGAGGCAGGACGGAAGAGCUCCUCGUGUCUACCAGAUGGCUUUGACUGCACUUGCUCCGCCUUCUGGCGGAGACUCCAUAGAUACCUGCUGGGCAUUGGGCGUCUUGGGGCAUCACUCAUCGCGUGUGCGUUCUGGAGGGAGGAUCUGGACAUAGGAAAGAGAAAGCAGGAGAGAGCAGGGCUCUUCAGGGGGCCGGAGAGGGCUGAAGCUCUGGCCUGGGGAGCCUCUUGUCUCAGGAGCCCCCAGGAGAGCCUUUAGCUUGAAACUCUCCUGGAUGAUUUGCAAAGGGUGCUUGAGUAAAAGUCAGCAACACCUGCGGGGCUGACAGUGAGCAGUACACUUGUGUUGGUCUGUGUGCUGGGAGCAUUUGGUGUUGCUAGCUCUGCUGUGGGUAUUGCCAACCAGGAGCUUUGUUUCUGGUGUUGCCUUUUUCUUACGUUUGGGCACUGUGAAUAAUCAACUCAAACGUGGAAAUAAAAUGACCAAAUGCAACCUGUGGCAGAGCUGUGGCAGGGAGGAAGUGCCACGUGCUUUGAGUUGCGCUUGAGCCCGGUGCCUGUUCGCCUCCCCUUCCAUCUUGCGCUACUCCGGUGGACGGGGUGGCAUGGGCAGGCCUGCAUACAGGCAAGCACAGAGGCUCUGCAAGAGUAACUGCCUUGGACCACUGACCAAGCAAGAACUCAGCUCAUGGGCUAGCAAUAGUAUCUGUAGCAAGUUAAUGCGACCCCAGCUGUGCAGUGGGGCGUUCUGGACCAUUUCAGUCUUUCCCUUUGUGUAAUGUUGGUCCUGCAGAUUGUAGGCAAGUAUCUCCCUAGCAACACAGAGCCCAGGUACUACAGUGGAGACUCUUUUUCCUGGAGCUGGACCCUCUGCCAUACAGCCUCUGCUCUUCUGACAAGUCCUUGCCCGGGGAUGGUGAAAGAGAAGGCUGAGGGUUAGGGCUGAACCCCUGUUCUUGCCUCUGAGGUUGUCCAGUGGGGUGGGUAAGCAAGAGGGACCUUGGCUGAGUGGUGGUUGUCGUCUCUUGACUGGCUUGAGCUUUGCUGAAGUCGGUCUUUCCCCAAAUAAUCCCUUUUGUGGAUGGAAGAGCAAACCAGCUGGGACAUGAAUUGCUGCCUGGCCUAGCUCCUGUAGCCGGUGCUUUACUCAUCAGCCUCCCUUGAUGAGGGCAUUAAUGAUUGAUACCCUGGCCUGGUUGUCCUGAGGUUAGCUGUGCCCAGGUCUGCAUCACCUAAGUGUGUUUCUGUGCUGGUACUCCCUCAUUGCUUCUUCUGUGGUGUCAUUCUGACUUGUUCCAUGACAUUACAGCAACUGGCUAAGCAGCUCUUUACCUAGGUAUCUGCAAGGCCAGGAUUCUUUCAUUCAGGAAAACGUCUUCUGGGGAAUACUUGCCCUGCAUGUAGCAUGUGUACAGGCUUUGUGUAUGGGCAGUCUGCUUGGAAAGUGUUUGUGCUCAAGGCACCAGCAGCUGUAACUGUUGGAGCAGGUGGAGGUGUGAGGCACUGGAUGUGGAAGGGGGCUGGGGAAGUGCUAGGUUUUGUCCUAAAACGUACCUCUCUGCCUGUCUCCUGGCUGCAUGAGAGCUGCUGGUCCCCUCCAGCCUUCUGGAUGAGGAUGCUCGUUCACACCACUCUUCCCUUUGGGUUACUUCUUCAUCACUUCUGUGAGUAGCUGCAUGGCAAGGCCGAGCUCCUGUGAUUUUUCAGGAAAAAGGUUUGCAAGAGGGAGUGAAGUUGUUCAAGCAGCUGGAAUGAAAGAUGCCUCUAGAAAAGCCACAUUAACAUCCUUGGCUCUGCCUGACCUUAGUGCAGCGAGAGGGCGGUUUCAUGCAUUGCAACCAUCUGUGUUAAUGUCCUCACUUCCUGUGGGUUUUGUUCUGGGAAAAGGCAUAGUGACCAGGGCAUUGCCUCCUGAGGGAACAUCUCCACGUAGUACAAAUACUGAUUCUUAGCAUUCCCUUUUGCCACUCAUUGCAGUCAUGUUUUCUCCUUUUGUUAAGGCUCACUCCUUCGUGGCAGUCCUAGCACUGAAAGUGUAACUGUGCUCUUUCCUUUGGCUUCUGGGUGCGUGGUAUAUCUUGGGUUUAGUCCAGUGUCACACACACACCCCCCUUCCCCCGCCCAUCCCUGCAUGUUCUCCAUGUUCAGACUGAAGAAGCUGGGCUGGACUGUAAGGGAGCAUGUGUUUUCAGGGUGCAGGCAUCUUUGCUAGUAGUGAGGUGUGAAGGGACACAGCAUGCUUCCUGCGCUCCUUUGGAGCGGCCUUUCAAAUUCCCUUUGGACCAUUGAGAUGAGAGUUCCACAGCUUGUAAAUAGCUUUGAAAACAGUUUGUUUUUACAUGAAUAAUCACCCUGUUUGUGUUUCACGGAGAACCAAAAAAAAAUUAAAGGAUCUGUUUUUGUCCA